Schistosoma turkestanicum is the source of this 1580-nucleotide messenger RNA. NCBI's taxonomy places the organism in Eukaryota, Metazoa, Platyhelminthes, Trematoda, Strigeidida, Schistosomatidae. The record is from the annotation of a GenBank genome assembly.
UCUGGCGCGACUUUCAACUGACAUCUGUGUAACGCAUUCGAAUUCUUACUCUACCAAUUAGUUUCGAUUACCAGUUAGUUUUGAUCUCACACCGUCUUUAUUUCUGGUUGUUGUCUAUUUAUUUCUCUACUUAAUAUAACCUCACGCUGCUCCUCACACAACCCGCACCACACAAGGUACCUCCUGGCUGAACGGAAACCAAUCAGAGGCCGGAGUUGCAGCUGGAUGUGAAUAAUUCUAGUAAUCUCAGAAUUAUCCGGCCACAAAAUAAUAUACUUCGUGUUUGAGAAGCUCACACCAAAACAAUGAAUAUCCUGCCCAAAAAAAGAUGGCAUGUUUUGAAAAAAGAAAACAUUGCUCGGGUGAGGGCAGAUGAAGCAAAAUAUGAUGAGCAGCAAAAAAAGAUUGAAGUCAAAGCACAGCUUGCUGAUCAGGAAGCACGGAUAGAUUACUUACGAAGACAAAAAAGUAAUAAACUAACAUCUAGCUCGGGAUUAGAUGGAUUCCAGAUAACAGUAGCAAAGGAGAGUAUUUUAAAUGUCUCACAAGGAAACACGGAAUACGAAAGUGAGAGAAAGAAUGAGCAAGAAAAAAAAGAAAAAGCAGUUGGGAUUUUGACUUAUUUAGGCCAGACUGUCCUUGAUGCUGCUGGUGAGAAGCCGUGGUAUGAUGUGCACCCUCGAACUCAUCAGCAGCGUGAAAGAGAAAAGAAAAAGGACAAAGAAGAACUGGAAAUUAAGAAAAAGAAACUGGCUGACCCAUUAACAGAAAUGAAAAAGGUUGAGGAAGUAUUCAAGCACAACAAAGAACUAAAAAGGCAGAGUGAAGCAGCUGAACUUCAACGCGCCAGUGCUUGCAUACGUGCUAUGCCAACCUUAUUUCCUGAUGACAUAAUGGUGCCGAAGUACCCAAACAGAAAGGCCUCAGGAAAUCAGCAAACAGUCAAUACAUUUAAUCAGUCGCCUAACGAAACUUCAUGUAAUCUAUCUGGAGAGCUAACAAAAGAAGACUUAUCCGUAGAAAUUUCGCUGGGUCCCGGAAAUACGAAUAAGAAAUCUAGUUUAGUUGAAAUGGCCAAAAGUUCUGAUAUUAAUCGUCUUCGAGCUGAGAGAUUGCAACGCGAACGGAAGGAAAGAGACAGGGCUGCUGUUUUGCUAGCUAAAUCUUUUGGUUUAGAUGCUCUAAAACCUCCAGAUCAAGAAGAAGUGCACGUAGACGAACGGAACCUACCUUUUAAUUCUGCAUUUAAUCCUGAACUGUCAGCUAUCUUGGCUGAACGACGCCAACGACACCGCGAGUCCAAAAAGCGGCGUCACGAGGUGGACUAAAUCUUUGGAGGUAGCAGUAUUGUCAGUUGUACAUAUAUAUUUAUAUAUAGCGUUUUUUUCAUUUUCACAAGUGAUCUAAAACCGUUGCUACCUAUUAUGCAUGAGUACCUCAUUAGUUGACAAGAAGUUCAACUAAAACUUUUAGCUAUCAGUUUUGUUUUCCGAAAUAUAACUGCUCUUUAUUUGUGAUUUUAAUUUGGUUUGUAUAAUUAUUAUGGUUGAUAUAAAUAUAAGCUAAUCAUAGGUUGGCAA